Nelumbo nucifera (sacred lotus) is the source of this 1468-nucleotide messenger RNA. RefSeq lists its product as uncharacterized. NCBI's taxonomy places the organism in Eukaryota, Viridiplantae, Streptophyta, Magnoliopsida, Proteales, Nelumbonaceae. The record is from RefSeq and is a predicted model, not a curated record.
UCCCAUGCGGGAUCAGUGCAAUCAGCAAUCGCUGUCCCACCCUAGAAGAUCAUUUGUGUCCACUUUUCAAGUCAGCGUGUGAAGAAAAUAGCCCCCAACCUCGAAAGAAGGUACCGGGAGAGGAAGACUCGUUUGUGGGCGCAAAGAACACUCAACCUGGCCUAAGGGAUUCGGGAGUCCCUGACGUGGACCAAGUGACACCGUUUAAUGUGGCCUUCUCCGGCGUGCCGGUUACACCCAUCAUCAGGCAAUUGAUUACGGAGUUGAGAUCAUCGCAGCCCCCUAGCCACGGUGCACGGGUUGCUGAAGACGUUGAUGUCAGCACCGCCGUUCCUGAAGCUGUGAUGCGAGAGGAGGGUCAGGUGGCCGAAGACCCAGAGCCGACAAUUCGUCAUGAAGAGGUCUCUGCUGCUUCUCCUGUCGGCACCGAAGUCUCUGGGGAUGCAGGGACCAGGGCUCCUUCUGAACCAGAGACUCCCAUUGUGGAAGUUGGGGGCCCUGGAGUCUUGGAGUAUCAGCUUGGGGAUGAGGGUGUGGAACCUAAGGUGAUCUUCCCAUCGGAGGAACUGACAUAUGAGGAGGAGUUAACUCAGAUACGGCAAGAGCAAGGGGAGUACUGUGACAAACAUGACAUCCCUCCUCUGCAUUACGCGGCUGUAGACCUUGUCCAGGUUCAGGGCCAUCUCAAGGGCGAGUAGUAUAGCGUUUCUGGAUCGGUAGCAAAAUUUACUUCAACUGUUACACAGGUUGGAUGGUUGUUAGAGGCAAACUUGCAUCCAGAAGUUGUGGGGCCUAUGUUGAACACUAUCGUGACGAUAAUGGACCAUGUGAUGAAUCGCCCAAUGGAAGAGCUUUCGUGGUCAGAUUUUUCCGACCGGUUAGAGGCCUGCCACUCGUUUUCUAUCAUGGGCUUCUUUAUGGCUCAGAUUGAAGAGCGGGUCGUCAUGUUGGCACACACAUUCUAGAAAGCUAGCCUCAAAGUGUCUCAGUUUGUCUUAUUUUGCUCAUUGAAGGAUGCACGCCUCUACCGGAGGGUUGUCGAGAUUAGUAUCGCGAAGGCAACAAAGAAGCUUGAGUCACUAUUGGAUGAAUGCGCUAGGCAAAGGAAAAUCCUCGCCGAAUAUGAAGCAGAUUUGAAAGAUCUCUGAGACUUCGAAGAGUGUAGCCUAGUCAUGGAGUCUGUUAUGGGCCCAAGCGUAGGAUCGUGUCACGGGUCAUUCCGCCGUCAGAGCCUCGGACCUUUCCUUGCCCUUGGCCUUGCGUACAGGCCCUAUUUUGACGGUCGUGGGGGGGUGAUUUGUCCAAGAGAUCACCGAACUCUCCUUACUUCCUUUCUUAACUGCAAAAUUCGAUACUUCAUUCAAUAAUAGCGUCUCCUUAAAUAGGAGAUUACAAGAGGAGGUUUCCUUGUUGGAUUCGGCUAGACUAGUCCUAACGGACUCAAACUCCUACUCCUAAUUAAACUACU